AUGUUUCUCAAACUAUACUGUAGCCUUCUCAUCCUUUGCAUUAGCCGCGUUUUUUGUCAGAAUACAACAAACAGUUCUCAACAAGAGACCGUAUCCGAUUUGCAGAAUAGAGUGUCCAUACUGGAGAGAACUGUGUCAAAAAUGCUGACCGGAAAGGACAACACGAACCUCACAAGCAUCAACACCUUAAAGGUAGCAAGCGGAGGUAUCCCUGUUUUCAAUAAUACACCGGUAACAUUCUCUGCGAAGUCAAAUAGUAAAUCUGGAAUAGGACCUGGAUUCAUUCUUCAGUUUCCAAAUGUCAUUAACAACCGGGGAAAACAUUACAACCCGACGAAUGGAAUUUUUAUCGCUCCUGUCCACGGCCUUUAUUUGUUCCACUGGACCAUGCAAUGUCGCUAUAGUGGGAGUACUCAUUGUAGCACAGCUCUUAAAAUAAAUAAUUCAAUAAAAGGAAAAAUUCGUUCAAGUGAAAAUGGUAGUAAUUAUUACCAUUCCGGGUCUAAAACAGUGUUUGUAGAGGUUGAGGCAGGAAACCAUGUGUGGAUUGAAAACAUAGACUAUUCUGACGUUUAUAUUUAUUCCGAGUCCUCGUUUGUUGGAUCACUGUUGUUGAUCUUGUGAACAAUUACACUUGCAACCCCAAGCUCAAUGACCUGACAAAUAAUGCUUUUUGAUUAUUAUUAUUAUUAUUAUUAUACAAUAUUCAAAAUAUCGAUAAAUAUCUAAGAUUUCUAUUAUUAUUUUUGGUAUAGUCAAAACUAUUGUAAAAAAAAAAAACAACAAUGUCACAAUUUUAACUGUUUUGGAAUAUAGGUGUAGAUAUUUUGGGUGAAAUAUUUAUAGACUCAUUUGAAAUUCGUUUUCUUUUUACAUACUUCUAAAACAUUGUUAACACAGAUUAUGAAUUACAGAAAUUCAAUGAAACAUCAACAUUUCAGUCUUAAAUCAAUACAGUAUUUACCAGAAAGAUUAAUAUAUUUUGCUUAGCGUUCAACUUGCACACUGACUGCAGUUUACAAAAGCCAAAGGGUAAAUUAUUUUGAAGCAUAAAUCAGAUCUCAUCCAUUUUAUAUAGUCUCAUUAUGUUUUAUCUUUUUUUUUAAAAAUAAAUGUGGUUUCUGAAAUGACUUUUUUAAGGCAGCAUGCGCAGUGGUGAUAAAAAGCGCCAUAUUUUCAGGAGGAAUAUGAUAAUGGUUCUCUCCAUACAGGAUCAAUGAUUAAUGCAAUAUAUCACUAAAUCUGUUUGACGUUUUUUUAACUAAUUUUUAGACCAUAAUUUACACACUGAUUUACCUACGGAUUUUUCUCUGUUUUUCUUAAACAUGACAAGGGGUACACAGCGCGUGGGACCAGUUAGCAAGGAAUGUUUACUAUUUCAUGGCACCUGAUCCCACCACUUCUUAUGUUCGUGUUUUCUCUGUUUCUGAUUUUUAUUGUUUGACUUAUAAGCUUCAUACUGUUCUUCAUCUCCAUGUUUCAAUGUAGCCUUUACAACAUGAAAUAUGAAAUAAACAAACAAUAACUAG
This is a messenger RNA of Saccostrea cuccullata (small rock oyster), 1529 nucleotides long. RefSeq names its product collagen alpha-1(X) chain-like. The transcript has 2 exons. Lineage: Eukaryota; Metazoa; Mollusca; Bivalvia; Ostreida; Ostreidae. The record is from RefSeq and is a predicted model, not a curated record. Gene Ontology annotation, molecular function: protein binding. Bases 1 to 624 code for a protein of 207 amino acids.